AUGUCUUCGUCUCUCAAUUCGAAGCUUUCGCUCUUGCCAAGCUCGCCGCAAAGUCCUUCUUACGCUCCACACAGCGGCAACAACAACAACAUUUUGAUCUCACGCCGAGCGAGAAGUGGACGCAGCAGAUCGUCUACUCUCACACCUCUGCCAAGCGCGACUUCCAUCACUCACUCUGCAGCCAGCGGCGACGAGACAGAUAUCCAGCCUGGGCGCAAGAACAGCAUCUUUAGAAACUUUUCACCGACGUAUACAAGGGUUGUCGAGAGCUCUGCUAGCGCAGUAAGCAACGAGCUCGAAUCUUCGUCUCACCCUUCUCGUUCCACGGACGAGCCAAUCUUGGCAGCACGCCGCAAGAUAAUCACACGGAGGAGCAGACGAAGGGCCGAGUCAUCUUCUAGCAAUCAGAGCCAGAAUUCUGGUAUCGUGGGCUUAACGUGCGAGGGUAUAAAGCUAGACAACUCCUCUCAAGGUGCGCUCGCUAGUGACGCUUCCUCUGCUCCCAAGUCGCGAUACUCGCUGCGUCACAGCCACAGCAGCUCUUCACUGAAGACUUCGGUAGCAGGCACAAGCUCUCCAGGUGCUCGUACACCCACAGCGGCAGCAGCUGCAUCCAGUAGAGCAAAGCGGAAACGGCUGGGAACCCAAGCGAGUUCCAGACUGGAAGAGGUUGAACAGAGACUCAAGGCUCAAGAAGCGCUCAUCAACGGUACCGACGCUUCUGCAGAAUCGCAUUAUAGCGCCACCAUUGACCCUCAGCUCACUCAAGGCAGCCAAGGGGAACCUCUGCAGAUGCUCGCCACGCCUUAUAAUUCGCAACAUCCCCUUCCGCUAUCCCCGCAUCUUCUCACUUCCAGGCAUUCUCGUUUUCCCAGAGCUUUAAAGUCGCUGAGCGGCAGGGCAAGGGUCGGUCGAAUCAUUUGUCAGGCUUGCUUGCAAGGAUCAAAAUCCGGGGUGAGUGGCCCUCCAGAAUUGGAGAUUGUACACUCACAAUUCCUGCUGCUAAGCUUUGAGCACGGGUCACGCAGUGCGAUGCUCCUGCCACAUCCGACGAGCCUUGCACAUCGUGUCGUGUGACGGGUGGACAUUGUGUCAAAGUGGAAGUCAGGUACGGUUCUGGAAACGCUCCAAUGAUAGUACCUGCAUCGCUCGAGACCGGCACGACGCUAGCGCACAGCACGAUGCCAAAGCAGCACGUGUCUUUCGAGCUUGUUGUUGGAGAUGGCGUUCAAGAGGCUUGGCCUAACGGCGAUCUGGAUGCCACUGCUCUUGCUGGUACACCAGCUCUGUCCGGAGCGAACAGCAACGUCAGUGCGAAAACCAAAGGUCUCACCGGUGAGUGAGGUCGGUUCAGCACUCCUGCCGCCUCGUGAAGAGCUCAACGUCGGACUUUUUCUGAUGCGAUUCACGCCUUCCCCUUUAGCCUUACCCCAACCGACUUCGAUUGCUGCAGGCACGAAUGGCCUUGAAGCGAGUCGUCUGGCGGCGGAAGAUGUCAAGUUCACGUCUUGGGGAAUCCCUUCGCGGAUAUCACACAAGGGACAACUGGUCGAGAUUUCCCGUCGAAGAUUGGUCCACGCUCUAUUGCGCAAGUUUCGUUCCGAGACGAAUGGCCCACACGCGCUGAUUGUGCCCCCAUCUCAAAGCGAUCUAAUCCUCCGUCGUGGGCCCGGCUUGCCGGCUCCGGUGCCCGAUUUCCUCUUGCUCACGAUCUUGGCUUCAUCAGUCGCCAUCGUCACGGAACCUCUGGAACUCGUCGCUCUUCGACCACACAUUUGGAAGAAGGCAGCAGCGGAGGUUGAGGCCGUCUGCUCAUCACUCUACUCUCUCAAGGGUGAUUUGGCCCUCAUUCAGGCAUUACUACUCCUCGCUGUCUACUGGCCCGGCGAUCCAGGCCGAAUCGAGCGCCGACACGUCAUCAGCACAGCUCUGCGACUUGCUCCUUCAUGCGGCCUGCAUAACCCUGCUUUGCUUCGCAGCAAUGCUUUGGUUGGUACACUCGCCUUGGCGCUGGACGCGAUCACAACUUUGUGGAGUGCUUCAUCGGACAACCCCGUGGCUGAGACGUCACCUGUCAGCCUGCCGAUGCCAGAUCCCAGUUGGGUGUACGUGAUGGUGGGCGAAACAAGCGUACCUGCAGCUCGACUCUUGGCCCACCUGAUGUGCGCCUUUUUGAGUUUGCUACAAAUCCUCAAGCACCUUUUGCGAACUCUACAUCAGCCGGAUGUGUCCCAAGUGACCAGCUUAGAAAGCGUUACAGCUCACCAAAACAAUAUCGAAGGUGCUCUGAGCGCCUUUUGCCGCGCUCAAAAGCCCAUCAUUUUGGACGCGGAAAGGCAGCAGCGAUCACACCCUAGCGCGGCAGUCCUCGCCAAAUCGAUUCGGCGGCUGCUGAUGAUCACCCAGCUCUUGCUUUUCAAAUCGAGCCUGGACUGCAUAGUUCGAAGGGCGCGAGAAGAAGGCUCACACAACUCCAACGAAGCUACAACGGGGCCUUCUGCCGCUGCAGAGCCGGUGCGGGUACGGUUUCCGACGGAAUGCGGAAGAGCAGUCGCCGCAGUGAUUGAAACGGCGUGGGGGCUCAUCUUUGGCGACGAAGAACGGAUAAGCGCAAAGGGUUGUGUCUGGGCAUCACAGCUCGACCCCAGCGCUUGCACGCAAAUGUCCUUUCAGGCUUUCGGAGUUGUGCUCGGCGCUCGUUCGUUUGCGUUUCUGGCCAUGCACUGGAUCGACUGGGACAAGGGCAAGGGAUGCCUCGAGUAUAGCACGCGACCUGCCCCUGGAACUGCAAAGGUACGGAACAAGUCGACCACAGUGGUCUCAACUUCUUUGUUACAUCCAGACGAACGUGAGAGCCCUACCGAGCACGAGCAGCACGUACCGCAUCUUUCUGGGCCAGCCAGCCAGCCUCUUGCUUCUGCGCCUCCGCCUCCGCCUGCUCCGGUCGCACAGACUGCAGAAGGCGGUGACAAUGGGUCGAGUGAGCCUCAAAGCCGCGCAAUCGCACACGUCGCCUUGCCUCUGGUGGACCCUGUACCAUCGGCGGCUCUGGACCCUCGACUCUUUGCGCCUCCGGAAGAUGCAACCGUGCAAGAAGAACAGGAAAGCGCAAUCGACCCCAAUUUGCAGCUUUCAACGACGGUGGAGGAAGCUAGCAGCAAAUUGUCAUCCGAGUGAGUUGGCUGGCUACAAUACUUGUCUGUCUUGGGGGUCCUUGCUGGCAAUGUUUACCAAGAAUAACGCCCCCCUCUUUCUUCACAGCCCGCCCCUCGUCGAGCAUGUCUUGGCUGAGCAAAGUGAAUCGGAGAUCAUCAUUGCUAGCGUCGAGUCUGGAGCUAUACAAACUUCGGUGACCGCCUGA
This is a messenger RNA of Ceraceosorus bombacis, 3361 nucleotides long. NCBI's taxonomy places the organism in Eukaryota, Fungi, Basidiomycota, Exobasidiomycetes, Ceraceosorales, Ceraceosoraceae. The record is from the annotation of a GenBank genome assembly.